This is a messenger RNA of Lingula anatina, 963 nucleotides long. RefSeq lists its product as uncharacterized. NCBI's taxonomy places the organism in Eukaryota, Metazoa, Brachiopoda, Lingulata, Lingulida, Lingulidae. The record is from RefSeq and is a predicted model, not a curated record.
UUUGUGGAAAUGUCACAGCUACUAUUUACUGGUACAAAACGUCGAGCCUAUCUCCGGGAUAUCACGAUUCUCGUUCCUAAAACAUGGACGAAAAACUCCACGUACGAACAGGCAGGAAUUGAAGCCUUUGAAAAGGCCAAUGUGAUCAUAGACAAGCCUAAUGGUGUACAAGGUGACAACCCAUACGUCAACCAGAAGGGGGAAUGUGGACAGCCGGGGACGUUUAUGCACUUGACUCCCAAAUUUGUACUAGACGACACCGUGGCAGCAGCAUAUGGCACGCCUCCUGCUAAGACAGUCCUCCAUGAGUGGGGACAUUUGCGCUGGGGUUUGUUUGACGAGUACCCGGUGGACGAAAAUGAUGCUCAUUUCUACCAUGACUCCAUGUCUGAGAGAAUAGAAGGCGUGCGCUGUUCCCGGGGAGUGACGGGCAAGGAGUAUAAAAGAGUUAACGACGAUUUUGUGUGGAAUUGUAACCCGGAUAAAAAGACCAACCUGCCGGAAAGUGCUUGCAGGUUCGCCCCUUAUGUGAAGGGAAAUGAAGGAGCCACCUCUAUCAUGUCACACCAUUAUGUGGAAUCUGUUAUCGAGUUCUGUGACAAUGAUGCACAAGCACAUGCACUUGACCUACAUAACGACCAGGCCCCUAACAGGCAGAAUAGACUCUGUGACGGCAGGAGUGCCUGGGAAGUCAUGAGAGAGCACGAAGAUUUCGAAAACAAUAAUAACCCCCCCGUACAAGGUGAUAUAGAUACAACGCCUACCUUCAGAGUGGUUCAACAGCAGCCCAAGAGAUAUGUACUGGUUCUCGACGUUUCCGGAAGUAUGGCGAAUGACAACAGAUUGAAGAACCUGAAGAAGGCGUGUACAGAGUUUCUACUCAACACUGUUGACGAAGAGAGCCAAGUUGGUGCUAGAAAACAACAACAUGGCGGCAGCUGGUGGUAUUUUGGUCGUUGUUAG